AUGCCAGGCCCUCAGGGUCCUCCCGGUGCACAGGGUAUACGAGGAUUUCCAGGUCCCGAAGGUUUGCCUGGACCGAAAGGUCAAAAAGGAGCGCAAGGUCCACCAGGGCCACAAGGAAUGAAAGGCGAUCGGGGUUUGAUUGGUGUUCCUGGCUUUCCGGGAAAUGACGGCGCGAAUGGUCGACCAGGAGAACCGGGUCCUCCAGGUGCGCCCGGUUGGGAUGGCUGCAACGGAACAGAUGGAGCUCCCGGUAUCUCUGGAAUGCCUGGACCUCCUGGCAUGCCUGGUUUCCCAGGUAUUCCAGGUACUCCAGGACCGAAAGGUGAACCAGCUAUUGGAUAUGCCGGAGCCCCGGGCGAAAAAGGUGACUCAGGUAUGGCGGGUAUGCCAGGAUUACCAGGUCCACCAGGACGAGACGGCUUCCCAGGCGAGAAAGGCGAUCGUGGCGACGUCGGUCCACCUGGGCCACGAGGACCACCAGGUGAAAUUGGCGCUCCGGGAAAUCCAGGAAUUGGAAGUAUUGGGCCCAAAGGAGAUCCUGGAGAUCUUGGCCAGCCAGGACCGCCAGGUCCGCCUGGGCCGCGGGAAUUCACUGGUUCUGGUUCCAUCGUAGGGCCACGUGGCGUGCCUGGAGAAAAAGGUAUGAAGGGCGAUCAAGGACCUCGCGGUCCUCCGGGUCCACCAGGUCCUGUGCCAUCGACUGGUGCCAAAGGUACAAUCAUUGGUCCGGAGGGUGCCCCAGGAAUGAAGGGAGAGAAGGGUGAACCUGGAGAGCCAGGGCCACGAGGAUAUCCAGGUAAUGCUGGUGUACCUGGGCAGCCAGGUCUUCCUGGAAUGAAGGGAGAAAAAGGUUUAUCUGGACCUGCAGGACCACGCGUAGGUUUUCGCUUAUUUACUGCCUUCCUAAUUUUAGAAAUAAAUUUUCUGUAGAA
Messenger RNA from Gongylonema pulchrum, 932 nucleotides. Lineage: Eukaryota; Metazoa; Nematoda; Chromadorea; Rhabditida; Gongylonematidae. The record is from the annotation of a GenBank genome assembly.